CGGCGCGGUAAACUUGACAUUUGAGUGCAUCUUCCCACCGGCAAAAGACGAACCUAAUAACUCGUUGUCAAAGCCGAGAUACACACUCAACUCAGGCUCUUCGCUUCCCAAAGCUUCUCGUCAAGACAUGGAAGCUAUUGCCAAGUUCGAUUUCAUGGCCUCGGGUGAGGACGAAUUGAGCUUUCACACUGGAGAUAUUCUGAAGAUCCUAAGCAACCAGGAGGAGUGGCUCAAGGCGGAGCUUGGAAGCCAAGAAGGAUAUGUGCCUAAGAAUUUUAUAGAUAUCAAGUUUCCUGAGUGGUUCCAUGAAGGCCUCUCUCGACAUCAGGCAGAAAACUUACUCAUGGGCAAGGAAAUUGGAUUCUUCGUCAUCAGGGCCAGUCAGAGUUCACCAGGAGACUUCUCCAUCUCUGUCAGGCAUGAGGACGAUGUUCAGCACUUCAAAGUCAUGCGAGACACCAAGGGCAAUUACUUCCUGUGGACUGAGAAGUUCCCAUCCCUAAAUAAGCUGGUGGACUACUACCGGACAACUUCCAUCUCCAAACAGAAGCAGAUCUUCCUUCGGGAUGGAACCCAAGAUCAGCAGGGUCACCGGGGCAACAGCCUGGACAGGAGAACCCAGGGAGGCCCUCCCAGGGAGGUUCCAAGUGGGACCGCAGGAGAAGAAAUCCGACCCUUGAUGAACCGGAAGCUGUCAGACCACCUUCCUCUGGGUACCCAGCAGUUCCACCCGCACCAGCAACUGCCCCCCCAGUUCCCACCAGGGCCCCAGCCCCCUCCACAGCAGCGCUAUCUGCAGCAUUUUCACCAGGACCGUCGUGGAGGCAGCCUGGACAUAAACGAUGGACACCUCGGCAUUGGCAGUGAGAUGAAUGCCACCCUGAUGCACCGGAGACAUACAGACCCCGUACAACUCCAGGCGGCAGGGCGAGUGCGCUGGGCCAGGGCACUCUAUGACUUUGAGGCCCUGGAGGAAGAUGAGCUGGGGCUCAGAAGUGGAGAGGUGGUCGAAGUCCUGGACAGCUCCAACCCGUCUUGGUGGACCGGCCGCCUGCACAACAAACUGGGUCUCUUCCCUGCCAACUAUGUGGCCCCCAUGAUGCGAUGAGUCAUGCUGGGAGGCUUAGGGGCUUUUCGUCUGAAGCCUCCUGCAAGAUGGAGGCAAGGGGGAAAAGCUGAACUCAAUAACUACACAUACAUGCAUACAUGUGCAUGUGUGCGCCUGUGUACACACAACAUGUAUAUGUACGCCUAUGUCUACACA
This is a messenger RNA of Rattus norvegicus (Norway rat), 1264 nucleotides long. It is a transcript of the gene Grap2, whose product is annotated as GRB2-related adaptor protein 2. The transcript is spliced from 8 exons. Bases 128 to 1108 code for a protein of 326 amino acids. The record is from RefSeq and is marked provisional. Gene Ontology annotation, cellular component: cytoplasm; endosome; nucleus. NCBI's taxonomy places the organism in Eukaryota, Metazoa, Chordata, Mammalia, Rodentia, Muridae.